CGACAGUGACACAUUCCUGACAGCUGACAGCCACGUCUACUCAAAAGCGGUCUUGUUGGCAAAACAUGAAAAUAAUUCAAUUUAAAACUUAAAUACUACAAUUGCUUGGCUCGUUAAGUAAAAAAGGUGAAUUUUAAAUUUACUAAACAAAUACGGCGAAAAUUAUAGGACAGUAAUUAUGCUGACCAAGUUCGAAACCAAGUCAGCUCGAGUAAAGGGCUUGUCCUUCCACCCCAAAAGACCGUGGAUUUUGGCUAGUCUUCACAACGGAUGCAUUCAAUUAUGGGAUUACCGAAUGUGCACCUUGCUGGAGAAGUUCGACGAGCACGACGGUCCAGUUCGAGGCAUUUGCUUCCAUAGUCAACAGCCCCUUUUUGUAUCUGGUGGUGACGACUAUAAAAUCAAGGUAUGGAAUUACAAGCAAAAACGAUGCAUAUUCACACUGUUAGGCCACUUGGACUACAUCAGAACAACACUAUUUCAUCAUGAGUACCCUUGGAUUGUCUCUGCAUCAGACGAUCAAACAAUUAGGAUAUGGAACUGGCAGAGCAGAACGUGCAUUUGUGUUUUAACCGGUCAUAACCAUUAUGUGAUGAGCGCAAUAUUUCAUCCUAGUGAAGAUUUGCUAGUUUCUGCCAGUCUUGAUUCCACUGUUAGAGUUUGGGAUAUAUCCGGUUUGCGAAAAAAGAAUGUUGCUCCUGGGCCAGCCGGCUUGGAAGACCACUUGAAGAAUCCUGGAGCAACUGAUCUGUUUGGAGUGUCUGAUGCUGUAGUAAAACAUGUUUUGGAAGGGCAUGAUAGAGGAGUGAAUUGGGCGACGUUUCAUCACACUUUGCCAUUAAUUGUAUCUGGAGCUGACGACCGUCAAGUAAAACUAUGGAGAAUGAAUGAUUCCAAAGCUUGGGAAGUUGAUACUUGUCGUGGACAUUACAACAAUGUGUCCUGCGUCCUGUUUCAUCCUAAACAAGAACUAAUCCUCUCUAACAGUGAAGAUAAGAGUAUUAGAGUGUGGUGUAUGCAAAAAAGAACAUGUUUGCACACAUUUAGAAGAGAACAUGAAAGAUUCUGGGUUAUGAGUUCCCAUCCCAACCUAAAUCUCUUUGCUGCUGGGCAUGAUGGUGGUAUGAUUAUCUUUAAGCUAGAAAGAGAAAGACCAGCAUAUACCGUCCACGGAAAUCUGUUGUACUAUGUCAAAGAAAGGUAUUUAAGGAGGCUGGAUUUUACCACAGCUAAAGAUGUGCCCGUCAUUCAGAUUAAAGGUGGUGGAAAGGUUCCGGUUUAUGGUAUGUCGUUUAACCCAGCCGAGAAUGCUGUUCUUCUCUUUACCCGCACCUCAAACUUAGAUAAUAGUGUUUAUGAUCUGUAUGUGAUCCCCAAAGAUCCAGAAAGAGAAGAUCACGUGCCCGAAGUUGAAAGUAAGAGAUCCAGUGGACUUACUGCACUAUGGGUGGCAAGAAAUAGAUUUGCUGUGUUGGAUAGAGGCCAUCAAUUGGUGAUAAAGAAUUUGAAAAAUGAGGUGACCAAAAAAGUGCAGACUCCUUCAUGUGAUGAAGUGUUCUAUGCUGGUACAGGCAUGCUAUUGUUGAGGGAUACAGAAAAUGUAACGCUCUUUGACGUUCAACAAAAAAGGACUCUUGCACAAGUAAAAAUCAAUAAAUGUAGAUAUGUUGUUUGGUCGAACGAUAUGGCUUACAUUGCUUUACUGGCCAAACACACGGUAACUGUGUGCAAUAGAAAACUGGAAAUAUUAUGUUCUAUCCAUGAGAAUACCAGGGUCAAAUCUGGAGCCUGGGAUGACUCGGGUGUGUUUAUUUAUACCACCAGCAAUCAUAUUAAAUAUACCUUGACAAAUGGAGAUCACGGCAUUAUUCGUACAUUAGACUUACCAAUUUAUAUAACGAGGGUGAAAGGCAGCCAAGUAUUCUGUUUGGAUCGUGAAUGUAAGCCCAGGAUACUCACGGUCGAUCCUACAGAGUAUAAAUUUAAAUUGGCCCUAAUAAAUCAUAGAUACGAAGAGGUUCUUUACAUGGUUCAAAAAUCGCGAUUGGUCGGCCAGUCGAUCAUUUCGUACCUGCAGCAGAAAGGGUACCCCGAGGUGGCCCUGCACUUCGUCAAAGACGACAAGACCAGGUUCACUCUGGCCCUGGAAUGCGGAAAUAUAGAAAUUGCUCUGGAAGCGGCCAAAUCUUUGAACGAUAAAGCGUGUUGGGACAAGUUAGCCCAAGCUGCCUUGUGGCAGGGUAAUCAUCAAGUGGUGGAAAUGUGUUACCAGAGAACCAAGAGCUUCGAAAAACUGUCGUUCUUGUAUCUGAUAACGGGAAACUUGGACAAGCUGAGAAAAAUGACUAAAAUAGCGGAAAUAAGGAAAGCAAGGUCUUCUCAGUAUCACGGAGCCCUUUUACUUGGCGACUUGGAGGAACGAGUGAAAGUGUUGAAAACCACCAACCAGUUGUCUUUGGCGUAUUUGACGGCGGCCACUCACGGACUGACCGAGGAGGCCCAAGAGUUAAAAGAACAAAUAGGGGACGAGAAGAAGUUGCCCGAUGUCGACAUCAAGGCCAAGUUCCUGAAACCGCCGCCGCCCAUUCAACAGGCCGAAUCCAACUGGCCCCUCCUCACUGUCAGCAGGGUGACAGAUGGCAGAAAAGGCUCAGUAUCGGCCUCUGGCGACGGCGGAGAAACUGGCUGGGACGUGGGAGAUGCCGAUUUGGAGAUUCCAGAUUUGGGACCGACUCAAGAAGCCGACAACGCCGACGCUUACGUUCAUCUACCCGCCCAAGGACCUUCCCCGCGUCUCACCUGGACCAAAAACUCGCAGCUGGCCGCGGACCACGUGGCGGCCGGUUCGUUCGAGUCGGCGGCGCGCCUCCUGCACGACCAGCUGGGCGUGGUCAGUUUCAAGCCGUACGAGCCUUUGUUCGCCGGCCUGUACGCGGGCUCGCGCACCGUGGCCACCCACCUGGCCAACGUACCGCCCCUCUUCACGCACCCGCUGCGCAACUGGAAGGAGGCCGCGGCGAAGAACGGCCUGCCCAAGGUGGGCACGGACCUGAACGCUCUGGUGGCCGAUUUGCAAUUGGGCUACCAGCUGACCACCGGCGGCAAGUUCACCGAGGCCAUCGAGAAGUUCCAGAAUAUUCUGUUGUCGGUUACGUUGCUGGUGGUGGACACCAAGCAGGAGAUUGCCGAGGCGCAGCAGUUGGUCAGGAUAUGCGGGGAGUAUAUUUGCGGACUGCAGAUGGAGACCUUAAGGAAAACGUUGCCUAAAGGUACGGUGGAGGAACAAAAGAGACAAUGCGAAAUGGCGGCGUACUUCACCCACUGCAAACUGCAAGCGGUGCAUCAAAUUCUCACUUUGCGCACCGCGCUCAACAUGUUCUUCAAGCUGAAGAACUGUCGAACGGCCGCCUCCUUCGCCAAGAGGCUGCUGGAUUUGGGACCCAGGCCCGAAGUCGCCCAACAGGCCAGGAAAAUACUUCAAGCUUGCGAUUCUAACCCUACCGAUGAGCUGCAGCUCCACUACGACGAGCACAACCCUUUCACUCUGUGCGGCUAUUCCUACACGCCAAUAUACAGGGGCAAACCGGAAGAAAAGUGUCCCCUUUGUGGCUGUUCGUAUUUGCCGAAAUAUAAAGGAGUUCUGUGCAAUGUAUGCCAUGUUGCAGAGAUUGGAAAAGAUUCUAUAGGGUUGCGCAUCAGUCUGCAUCAAUUCAGAUAAAUUUAGAGCUUCAAAAAGGCUUAAUAAUCUUGUGGAUGAUUUAUAUGAUUCGGUUUUUUUUUGUAUUAGCUUUAGGUUAAGAACAUUAAUGCUACAUAAACUUGUAUGAAAAAUGUAUCAAUAUUAUUAUUGUUAAUAAAAUAUAUGUAAGUAAUAGUAUA
This is a messenger RNA of Sitophilus oryzae (rice weevil), 3879 nucleotides long. It is a transcript of the gene alphaCOP, whose product is annotated as coatomer subunit alpha. Gene Ontology annotation, molecular function: structural molecule activity; protein binding. Lineage: Eukaryota; Metazoa; Arthropoda; Insecta; Coleoptera; Curculionidae. Gene Ontology annotation, cellular component: COPI vesicle coat. The record is from RefSeq and is a predicted model, not a curated record. Gene Ontology annotation, biological process: endoplasmic reticulum to Golgi vesicle-mediated transport; intra-Golgi vesicle-mediated transport; retrograde vesicle-mediated transport, Golgi to endoplasmic reticulum. Bases 179 to 3718 code for a protein of 1179 amino acids. The transcript has 15 exons.